AUGGGUGCUCCGACCGUUGCCAGGCGAACGUCCGAUGAGAUGAGUGCAAAUGGCAAGGCAAAGCGAAAGACGUCUCGAGCGUGUGGGCACUGUCAAAAGGCUCACAUGACGUGCGAUGCCUCUCGUCCCUGCGCGAGAUGUGAAGCCAGAGGGUUGGAAGAUAGCUGUGUGGAUGCAGCGAGGAAGAAGGCAAAGUACCUGCGAGAUUUCGACGACGAAGUCAUCUCCCAGCAUCCUCCACAACCUCCCCACUUGCCUCUCUACAGCCCUGCGUCUGAUGCUGGCCCUUCCACGAACACUCACAAGCCUGCUCACCCGUCAAGGCCGCCUCGACAGUCUACUUCGAGCUUGCCAUACCCCAGCCAGGAGCUGACGAGGCGGACCGCACCCUCCUCACACGAUCACCCUUUCGAGAAUGGCAAUGCGACCAGGGCCAAAGGCAAGAAAGCGUUUGACUCACAAGCUGCCAAUCUCGAGUAUGACAUCUUGUCGAGUAUGCUUCACGGUAACGGGAUGGGCAUGUCGCCUAGCGCAGACACGCAAAGUGAAGGCAGUAGCGGUCAAUAUGCCGGUCCAGGUCCUCUCGAGACGGCCAGUCCUGCCUCUUUCCUCUCGCGCCUGGAAGACAACCAGACGGCUCAUCCACAAUCGAGCGCGCCAGUCGAGUAUCUCUCGCGAAACGACUUGCAGAAUCUGCUGGAAUCGAAGCAAUCAGAGGAGAUGCCUGCACCACCUGUGCCCUCCUCCCACUCGCCUCUGAGCUACCUUCAGAGGCAACAGGACCACACAAGCCCGCGUCGGGGCGGUGCGACAUCAUCCUUGCGCUCGACGUCGACCAAUGCCGUCGCUUCAUCUUCGAAUGGCUUCGAUCAGCCUGGCAGAUCUUUCACCUCGCCCGGUGCGAGCGCGAGGCAACAACCACCGCCUCUCUCCCCCGUGCUGACAGACAGCUCUUCUCGCUACCGGCCGGCCUAUGAGCGUUUCCCUUCCGGCUCGUCCCAAUCGUCGCUCGCACAGCCUACACCUGCCGGUCCCUUGCCCGAACAGCAAGCUUAUGCCAGUCGGGCCGGCGUCAUGCAUCCUCAGGACAUUUACGACAAAGUCACUCGGCCAUAUCCGUAUACGGAAGCGUAUCACUACCUCAUCCGCCACCUCAAAGAAAGAUUUGAGAAGAAUGACAUCUUGCGCAUUGUCAGAGCGCUCGCAAUUUACCGACCGAGUCUGAUAGCACUACAAAUGCCACUGAGCGAAGAAGACGAGGUCUUCAUCGAGAAGUGCUUCCAGCGAUCUCUCAUCGAGUUUGACAAGCUCAUCUCGUUCUCUGGCACGCCCACGGUCGUCUGGCGUCGGACAUGCGAGAUCUGCCUGGUCGGUGCCGAGUUCUGCAUGCUCACCGAGUGGACGCCCGAAGAUCUCUUGGCCAAGAAAUUCAUCUACGAGAUCAUGGACUCGUCGAGCGUUGUAGAGUACUAUGAAGCGUUCAGCAACCAUGCUUUCGAGAAUACGACGCAAGCCGUUAUGACGACCUGCGUGCUUCUUACACCAACGGGUCGGCCUGUGCCUUGCACUUUCUGCUUCACCAUCAAGCGAGAUCUAUUCAACCUGCCAUCUGCCGUUCUCGGCCAAUUCCUGCCCAUCCUGUCGUAG
Molecule: messenger RNA, 1647 nt
Organism: Mixia osmundae IAM 14324
Lineage: Eukaryota; Fungi; Basidiomycota; Mixiomycetes; Mixiales; Mixiaceae
Exons: 5
Coding region: 1-1647 (548 amino acids)
Biological process (GO): cellular response to starvation; regulation of DNA-templated transcription
Cellular component (GO): nucleus
Molecular function (GO): RNA polymerase II transcription regulatory region sequence-specific DNA binding; zinc ion binding; DNA-binding transcription factor activity, RNA polymerase II-specific
Source: RefSeq, a predicted model, not a curated record